AAUCUGGGCAGUGCUUACCUGCAGUGGCUCCUGGAAGCAGCAGCCCCAUCCCCUCUCCGGCUUCCAAGGUGAGGUGGGGCCACACAGCUCUGCACACUAGCCCAUCUGCAGCCACCGCUCCUGCAACUCCCAUUAGCUGUGGUUCCCCACCAGUGGGAGCUGCGGAGCCACCAACUGGGGCAGGGGUAGGAUGCAGAGCCUCCUGGCUGCUCCUGCUUCUGGGAGCUGUGUGGAGCUGCUGCAUGUGCAGAGCAGAGCAAGGCAAGCUCCCAACUCUGCUCCCUAGUGGGAGCUCAAGGCCCAUAUUAAAAUGUCCAACAGUAUGGAGCAGCCUGCGGGCUGUAGUUUACCCACCCCGAGCUAAAGGCAUAGGUGCUGGAAUUAGUGUGUGGAGGUGCUUGUGCACCCCCUGGCUUGAAGUGGUUUCCAUUAUAUUUUACUGCCUGGUUCAACAUCUGUGUGCACUACCACUUUAAUAAAUGUUCCAGCAUCCCUGCGUAGAAGAUCCACCUGAGAUCAGGGCUGCCAUGUAUUAGACAUUGUACCAGCAUGAAGUAAGAGAAGGUCCCUUCUCUGAAGAGCUUAUAACUAACCAGACAAGACAGACACUGGUGUGGGGGGAGAGGGGGGAGAGGAGGAGAUGUAAUUGGCAGCUGUGUCUUGAUCUACAAAACUUAUUUUAUGAUAUCUAAAUAAAAGCAAAGUAUGAAAAAAGGGAAUUAAUAGGCCUCACUUGAGGUCAAAUCCCACAAACACUCAUUCAAGUUGUUCAACUGACUUUCUUGGGACUAAGGGUUCAUAAGGUACUAAGUUAUAUAGCUACUUUUGUGAAACUAGUAACAAUCUUUUAAAAAAUUAACACUUCGCUUAUUGAAUGUAUUAAGGUCCCAAACCUGCAAACAUUUAUGCAUGCACUUGAAGUUAAUAGUGUUUGUAAGUGUUUGCAGGAUUGAGAUUUAAAGCAGCAGUAGUGACCUGAAAUUUCAUUACUCAUAAAAUAAUCAAUUAUUGGAACACAAUACAAUUACAACACAUCAGAUCAACUAUAAGCUCUAUAAUGGGCCUCAUUCCCUACCCUUUUGCAUCAUAUUGACUAGUAAUCCUGUUGCUAUUUUUCUCUCCUCUGUCUAUAGAUGGAAAAUGUUGGAGGACAUAGCAUUCCUCUGAUCUCAUUCCCAAUUUAAAUUGCUAAUUUAACUGGUGCUAACUAAUCUUUUCAGAGAUUCGAGCAGUUGAAAAUCUCAUAUUUAGGAGCUGCUCUGUAUUCUCUUACUGGACUGAAUUAUUUUGUUAAACAAAAAUAUUAAGAGAAUAAAAUAAUUUGUAUUUGGAAAAUUAUUGUGUUUGUCUUUUGGAAUCUUUUAAUUUCUCUCUAAAGAGAAAUAUAAAGGUUGCAAAAGUUUAGGUCAGAUAUCGCUAAGGAUAAGGGUGUAUUUUAAUUUAAUAAUCUAUUAAAAAGUUUGCACCUCUUAGGCAGAUUAGUCAGUGAAUUACUGUGUCAAACUUUAAUUAAGGCUAUUGAUAGCAGAAAUUUAUCAUCACUUAAACUGAUACUGAAUAGGAACCAUAUUUGUUGAAUUAUAUGUAUCUUUCCUAGAAUUAAAGAAAUGAUGACAAAUGAUUUAGACCAGUUUAUUGAAGAUCAAAAGACCAAACUGGCACAAGACAAAGCAGAACUUGAAAAUGAUCCUCCCUACAUGGAGAUAAGGAGCAAAGGUGCAGAGAAGCUUUCUGAGACCAGCAAAGUGUUAAUAUCCAUGGCUAAAGAAAAUAUACCACCUAACAGUCAACAGACCUAUCUUCUAGAUGAGCAUGGCUUGAGUUUGCCUCUUGGAGACGAAUAUGAAAGAAAGAAAUAUAAGCUAAAAGAGGAACUUCGACAAGAUUAUAGACGAUAUCUUUCUCAGGGUAUUUCACAAGCAAAAAGAAAGAAAAAUUAUCUGACAACUAAUGAAAUAGAUCCAUAUACAUUGGGGCUCUCUCUUCCUAUCGGUGAGAGGAAGUCAGCCAAGGAGAAACUACGGCUUGAAAGAAACAGGGAAUACAAUCAGUAUCUCAGGGACAAGGAAGAGUGGAAUGAAAGAUUAAGGAAAAUAGGAAAGAAAAACGCAGAGCAUGAGACAGAAAGAAGUAAGAAAACUACUGGUAUUUCUAGAGUUCAACCAGAACUACGUUCACAAAUACAACCCUCUUGUACAGAUUCAGAACCUCCCAAGAAAGAUGCUUUUACUUCCACAGAAGCUUAUGAAGAGCUACUAAAUCAGAGACGACUGGAGGAGGAUCGGUAUCGCAAACUAGAUGAUGAAGCUGAACUGAGAGAGAGACUGUUGCCCAAAAGACUUGAUGAAGAACUGGACAUUUCCAAUAGAAAGCAUCGCAGAUUUGAUAGCAAACGUGAUAUUUCUCCUAGAAGACAUCACAGAUUUGAUGAGGAUCAUGAUUUUGAUAGAAGAUACCACAAAUUAGACUAUGAUCCUGAAAUAAAUGAGGAAAUGGACCCUAGAUUUAGAUAUGAAAGUGACUAUGACAAAAAACCUCUGAGAGUGUUCCAUGCUGAAAGAAAUACAGCACAAAGUAAUUCUCCAAUAAAUGAACAGGCAAAGUCUGCCACUGGUAAAGAUGAUGUUCCAUAUGCAACAGGGCUCAUUCUUGGCAGUCAAGAUCGAGAAAUUAUUCAGAGGAAAAAAGAGAAAUACAGACAAGAGCUAAUGGAGCAGAUUGCUGAGCAACAGAAAAAUAAGAAACGUGAAAAGGAGCUUGAACUCUCAGUUGCUGCUUCUGGAGCUCUGGACCCAGAAAAGGAGCCUAACAGACUCAAGCAAUUUGGUUUGACAGCAAGAGCUUCUGAAGAGAAGGUACCACCUGAAAGGCCCAGAGUAGCCUUCCAAACUCCUGUACCUACUAUUUCACCAGUGAAUGAAGACUUCCAUAGAGGAUUAUCCAACACCCUUGGUGAAAUAGUGGCUCCCAGGAUUGCAUCACUGCCUCUACCUCAACCCCCAACUUUGACGGACAACUACAGAACUCCUUAUGAUGAUGCAUACUAUUUUUAUGGAGCUAGAAAUCCUUUAGAUCCUAGUCUUGCAUACUAUGGCACAGGAAUGAUGGGAAUACAGCCUGCACCUAAUAUUGAAGAUCUUCCAGGGAAAAUACCAGCAGAUCAGGCUGCGAACAUUGGACAGAGAAACACAAGUGAUAGACCAAAAGGACUAGGAAUAUUUCCUGAAGAAAAACCAAAGCCCUCUAAAGAGUCAUCUUUAUCUUACCAACAAGAAUUGCAACAGCAGAUAAGAGAAAGAGAAGAACGACGCAGACGAGAGAGAGAGGAAAAAGAACGUUACGAAGCCAAAUUAGAAGCUGAAAUGAGAAAUUACAAUCCUUGGGGAAAAGGUGGCGGUGGUGCUCCUCUCACAGAUGCAAAAGGAAAUCUGAUAACUGACUUGAAUAUGAUGCACAAGCAAAAUGAAGAUGCGUAUCAUAAUCCAGAGUCAAGACACUAUCAAGAUAAAAGGGGUCUUGUAUCGGUUGACCAAAGUUUUGCCUCCCCAAGACCUGGGAAUACAGGAGCAUCUACAAAUAAAAUAGCAGGUUACACAUUUACACAAACCUCUCCCUAUGCUCGAGGGAACAUAUUUGUCGAGCCACCAUCUGAACAACAGAUUAUGCGGCAAGAAGCAUACAAGAAUUUUCUCCGUUUGCAGAUUGAGGAAAAGAGACUCCGGGAAGAGGCAGAGCGUGAGAAAAUUAGAAUAGAAGAAGAAAAAGAAGAAAAGCGACUAGUUGAACAGAGACUCAAAAUUCAAAAAGAAUAUGAAGAAGAACAGGAAAAGAAAAAAAGGAAAGAGGAGGAGCAAAGAUUAAAAAAUGAAGAGCUAAUUCGAUUAACUGAAGAAAGGCGAAAAGAGGCUGAAAAAAAGAAGAAAGAAGAGGAAGAAAAACAGAAUGAACAACUUAGGCAAUAUUAUGAGCAAGAAAACAGCGGUGGGGAAGAGGUAGUGGCUCUGCAGGAGCCACCUCCCCCUGCACUACAAAAUGCUUUGCUGUCCCCCAAAGAGAGGCCUCCUACUGUUGAAAGCCAUAUAUCUUAUUACACAGAAGAUAUUCCACAAUCUAGGGUUCUGUCUCCUCCAGUCCCUGCUAGAAGAAACCAGUUGCGUGCAUAUGAGGAAAGAAAGAAUGUGAUAAAUGAGUUGUCAGAGAUGAGGAAACAGCUCCGAAGUGAAGAGCGACGACUUCAGGAACAAUUGCUCAAUGUUGCCAGUGAUGAUGACAUAGCCACUACUAGGAAAAGAGAAAAAAAUGUAAUGGAUGUAUUUGAGAUGGCCAGGCUUCGGAUGCAAGCUCCAGUCAGGCGACCUUCAUCAAAGGGUACAGCUGACCCUGUCAAUGUUCAGAAUAUCUGGGACUUCAAUGAACUUAAAUAUAGAGAUUCAGAAACACGAACAGAUGUGAAAUAUAUGUAUCCUGACCCUCCAAAAGAUGACCAAACCUUAGAUAUUCAACAGCAGGCAUUGCUAAGAGAGCAGCAGAAGCAACUUAACAGAAUGAAAAUGAGGAGAGCUGCAGAAGACUUUAAUCCAUCAAACAUGGGACUGUUCAGAAAUGAAUCCAAUGAAUUCUUGAAAAAUUCACAAUUGGAAUCUGACAGUGCUUUCAUUGGCACUAAUGGGGAGACCUUUCCAGCUUUAGAGGAAGUUAAUUUAUCUUCACAGCCACCACAAUCUGCAAGGGAGAGGCGACGAAUAAAAAAGAAAGCAAUGGAAUUUACUGAUGAUGUUCCUUUUAGCAAGUCACAGCCUGACACCUUCUCUUUGCACUCAAGCUCCAGUCUCAGAGUUGACCGGCUGAAAGCCAGGAAUGAAGAACGAUUAAGAAGACUGAAUGAAUUGCAGAAGAAAUCUGUUAACUUAGGUGACGAUAUUUCCCUGGGAGAUGCUGAUGACAUUUUGAAGCAGUUUCCAUCUAAAAGUGGCAGAAGGCCUACUUCUGUUGACACAGUAGCAACAGACCCCUGGCUGCGACCUGGAACAUCAGAGACCCUGGAAAGAUUUAUGUCUGGACAGUCAAAUCAGGCUAAACUGUCUUCUGAAAACACUUUACCUUUUAAUUGGCAGGGACUGUCAACUGCACAUGGUUGAAUAAAUCUAUAUUGAAACAAGCUGUGCCUUUAAUCAUAAGAAAGAAUGUAAAUCACUACUGCACUUUUAAAAUGUUCAGUUUAUUUUCUUGUAAGACUAGUCUUAUAUGUAAAUACUGUAAGCUAUAUGUAUAGGUGGUUUUUAAUUAAAAUGUUAAAGUAGCAGAAGCUGUAGACUGUAUAGGAUGUUUUAUUAAACCAAAGUAGGGAAGUGGAGGUUUUUUGCACUCUUUUCUAUAAGUUAAACUGGUCAGUAUGUUACAGAUAUUUCAAGACUUAGAUUUGAAGCUUGUGAGAGUAUAGCAUUAGCUAAGAGAGCUUUUAAUAUCAAAACAGAAUGAUUCUGCCAACAUACUAGAAUGAACAACAAAGCUGAAUUCAUUUUACUCUUGGUACUUGAAGUGAUUUUUACCUCAAAGCAGCAGGUAGCUAUCUAAAAACAGUGAUAAGAGAGGGUUAUAGCAGCCUGUAUAUGUUCAAUAUUCAAGUUACUGAAUCACUGUUGUGCAUCUACAUGGACAAAAGAUUUGUGUAAACAAUUGAUCAUUCCUGUUCCAGUUACUAACAGUUUGCUUUCUUUUCCCAAUCAAUCAGUUGUGUGCUAAAACACUAAUUAUACCUUUCUACUUCUUCCUGUUUGUGUUGAUAAUGUAGAUAUUGUUGAGUGAAUAUUGUUAAUAUUUUUAAUUUAUGGUUAUGAUUUCGAACAAUUGAUGAAAAUAAAUUAUUUUAUUACCCAAAGGUAAAGCUUUAGUCC
Messenger RNA from Pelodiscus sinensis (Chinese soft-shelled turtle), 5894 nucleotides. The record is from RefSeq and is a predicted model, not a curated record. Lineage: Eukaryota; Metazoa; Chordata; Testudines; Trionychidae.